Molecule: messenger RNA, 1242 nt
Organism: Cannabis sativa
Lineage: Eukaryota; Viridiplantae; Streptophyta; Magnoliopsida; Rosales; Cannabaceae
Product: F-box protein SKIP24
Exons: 5
Coding region: 92-949 (285 amino acids)
Molecular function (GO): protein binding
Source: RefSeq, a predicted model, not a curated record
GAAACUUUUUUAAUGAGAAGAAAAUAAAAAUUGAAACUUUUUAUCAAAUUUGGGGUAUACUGAAAAUCAACGACACCACUCCUAACCGGAGAUGUCGUCGGCGGCGGCACUACCAGACGAGCUAUGGCGAAGAAUUCUCGAGCUAGGUAUAACUAUAAAGACUCAAUCUUUAAGCUUCAAAGAUCUAUGUCGCCUUUCAAUCACCUCCACACGCUUUCGCCGAUUAUCUUCCGACGACGAUCUCUGGUCCCAUGUUCUCUCCUCCGAUUUCUCCCUCGACCGUUACCGAUCUCCAUUGCUCUCCUCCAAGUCAUUGUACAAAUUCAGGUUUGAGAGGGAAAGAGAGAAGAAGAAAGCUGCUCACAGAAGGGAAAUGUUGAGAAAAGAGAGCCAAAUUGCUGAACAUUUGAAAAGGAUUAAGAAAUUGAAGAAUCGUUUGGUGGAGGAGCAAGAAAAGAUGAAAGCAACCAUUGUUGAGUUAUCAAGUUUGAGCAAAAUUAGGCAAGCAUCUGUGGCUUUGAAUGUAUGGCAGCCAGAAGUGGUUCGGGGAAGGCACAAGCAGAUAGUGGAGCAGAAUGUUGUGCCAGUUGAGUCUCGAGUCCAUGCAAUGGAUAUGGAGCUCAAGCUUUGCAGGCAACAAAUUCGUGGUUUCGAAAAAGCUUAUAAUGAUGAGAAGAAGAGGUUUGAUACUGCCAAAGAAGAGUUGAACUUAUUGAAGUAUCAUCCUUUGAGGAUUAAUGAAUCAACAAGUGGGGUGAAAGGCGAAUCCGAGGCCAAUAAUGUCGAGAGAAAGAAACGGAGAAGAUGCAAUAAAGGUACUAACAAAUAUGGUACUUUAAUGUUUAUCCAGAUCAGAAUUCAGAGAAAAAAUCAUAGCUGGUCAUGCAUCUUUCUCAGCGAGCGAGCAUGCGCGGUCUGGUCAACCGCUUCCUUCAGACGAUGGGCAUAAUUGGUAAAAUGAUUUUCUAUCAGUGAAAAUCUAUUAAAUUUGCUUUGUAGUUGGCUCUGUUGAUGAUCCGAAAACACGUAGAUCUUACCAUGAAACUUCAUACAUGUCGCGCUGAAGAUCGGUUUAGGUGAAAAAGGCCAACAGUAAAGUUUUAUGCUUUGUUCCAUUUGGUGUGAUGAACAAUUAUCCACAACAAUGGAGAGCUAUAGUGUGAUUUUAUGGGAUUUUUUUUUUUCUUAUAAUAUAAGUUUGCUGCAACUUAAAUGGGUAAUCAAAAGAGUAUUUUGUCAAAA